This is a messenger RNA of Didymosphaeria variabile, 684 nucleotides long. RefSeq lists its product as uncharacterized. Bases 1 to 684 code for a protein of 227 amino acids. The record is from RefSeq and is a predicted model, not a curated record. NCBI's taxonomy places the organism in Eukaryota, Fungi, Ascomycota, Dothideomycetes, Pleosporales, Didymosphaeriaceae. The transcript has 2 exons.
AUGCAGAGUGCGAACGCAAAGUGGAGCAAGAUGCCGUCUAGCAAGGGAAAGCCAACGGAUCCUAAGUUGAGAGAGAAGGUUAAGGAGGAGAUCCAGAAUGAGCCGAAUAAGGAUGGGGGUGGCAAGGGGCAGUGGAGUGCGUGGAAGGUACGUUGUUCUUUUGUUCUCCCUAGAAUCGAGGAUAAGCGUGGGUUGGUGCGAGGAUGCUUGGAGGUUGUUUCGUCUUCUUGUCCGUUUGAGACUUGUUCAUGGAGGUGGACGUAUGGCCGGCUCAGCGCACAAUUCGUGUCAUCGUAUGCGCCGUCUGCAAGUUUCAUACUAACAUCCCAACGGGCGUCCAAACUCUCCAAAGAAUACGAAAAGCGCGGCGGCGACUAUGAAAACUCGCCCGGCACCAAGAACGAGCCCCAAAAGGGCACACCGCAGCCAAAGCCCUCGGGCAAGAAGCAAAAAGAGGAGAAGAAGGCGAAUAAAGAAGCUGACUCGCCGCCACCCGACGACGGAGGAGAGAAACAGGAGGAAGAGAAGCCGAAGGCUAACACGGCGAAGAAGGCGAGUCCGGCGGCUGGAAAGAAGAAGGAGAAAAAGCCUGUUGAGGGGACGAGAAAGAGUGCGAGAGUGGCAGGAAAGAGAGCCAGUGUUGGAGAUGAAGGGGGUGGGGAGAAGAAGAAGGCGAAGAGGUAA